This is a messenger RNA of Neurospora crassa OR74A, 1269 nucleotides long. RefSeq lists its product as hypothetical. The transcript is spliced from 3 exons. The coding region runs from base 292 to 828 and encodes 178 amino acids. Lineage: Eukaryota; Fungi; Ascomycota; Sordariomycetes; Sordariales; Sordariaceae. The record is from RefSeq and is a predicted model, not a curated record.
UAAAGGUGUAUCAUCCAAUACAAGGUCCGAAUGCCUUCGAUUGACGAGAUGCUGUAAAGUAACAAAGGCUUCAUACUGCCGUUGAGGUUCAGUACGCAGUGAUCCCUAUCUUACCUUACAAUGGAGUGACGUCAUAACCAAAGCUCCGUCCGUCGACAAACACAAAUGAUCUCCAACUCGGUCGUCAACACAUUGGGUGACUGCCACUACCGAAGCCAUUUCUCGAGAAAACUGGACCUUCUCUAGUGACACAUCAUCACCUCAGAAAGAAAAGAAAGAAGAAACCACAAAAUGUCCAGAAUCUCAGACGCCGUCAAAGCCGACCAUGCCCUCAUCACCGAGGCGUACCACGCCAUCAGCAGUGCCGAACCAGAGGAUCGUCACUCGCUGAGAAACAAGUUCAUCUGGGCACUUGACCGCUACCUGCGCGUUGAAGACCUCGUCUUGACUCCGGCAUUGGAGCAGCAUCUGGCAAGUCACGGCCACCAACGACGUCAAAGACUGUCUGAUGAUUUUGAGAGUAUAAACGCCAAGCUACGACACAUGCAACGCUUCGAUCCCGCCCAAGAAAGCUUCAAUUCGUCCCUACACGCCAUCUGGGUGGACCUACAACCACAUGUCCUCGAGGAGGAGCGCAGCGAUCUCCAUCGGCUGGAGGACAACAUAUCAGAGACCGAAUCGACCGAGCUCAGCAACAAGUACAACAAGAUCAAGGACAUGUUGCAGAAGCCAUACGGCAAGGACGGAGCACCGGAUUCAAGGAUCUUGACAGCCAUUUUGGAGAUGCCCAGACAGGACCUGAUUGUUAAGCUUGGGUUGACAGAGUGAUGGAUAUAAGAGGGAUAUCAUUCUUGUUUGCUGGCAAGCGUAGGCUUUGUGUUUAGACUUCGCAGUGAUAUACUUCCUUCGUGUGGAUCUGCCAUGGGCUGCUCCUACCAGCUCGAGAAAAGCACAAGAAUAAUUGGAAGCUUCGAUGACGCCCUUCCUCCUGGUUGCCUCGCCUCAGUCUGCCAUCCAUGAGCCGGAAAAGAAAACUAGCCAUAUCUUUGAACAAACCACAGCAUAAACAUUCUCACAGGUUCACCACAGCUUAGCUACAGUAACCAUUUUUACCAUCAUCAAUUGCACGUAUACAACCAAUCCAUUAGCGAUAUACUCGGAUUCCUCUCCCGAUAAUGUGGUCGGUUGUCCAAUACCGACGUAUCGCAAAACAAGUAGAGGCUGAAGUCGCAUCUGGCCGUCUACCAGGCUUGUACCUGAAUUCUAGAG